CCUACAUAAUCAAAGAAAGCCGUAGAUGUCUAUGUUCAGUUUUUGGGGAGAUAAUCAUAAUUAUAUAUCUACUGAGUGAUCUGACAGAAUAAUGAAAGACAUCCAAGGAUCUCAGCGGGGCAAAUGCAACACUUGUGAGUGUGAAGAGUACCGUACUUCACCCACACAGCCUGGACAGUUGCGUUGUGAGUACUGCAACCAUACACCAGUAGAGCAUGUCAGGAUCAUAGAACUGGGAGCUUGCAGUAGCUGUGGCAAAGACGAGUGCGACAAGUACCAGUCUGAGGAUCCAAACAGCUACACUGACUGUGAAUACUGUGGCUGCCCUGCUCAAUUGCAUGCUGGAGCUGAUAAACUACGCAAGCCUCGUCCUCAGCAACCAAGUGCACCCAUGACGUCUGGUCAGAUGAUGUCCCAGGGCGAGGGCGCCUCCGGGUUCCAACCAAGAUAUGAUGCUCAUGAACAACCUGUUCAAAAAAUAAUAUUUGGGGAGUGUAAAUGUCCUGGGUGUAAAUAUCCAAAGCGAAAAGAAGGUGACAAGAUCCACGAUUUCUGUAGCAGGACAUGUGCUAAGAAGUUCAAUGAACUUCAAUCAUCCUUUCACCAGCAGAAGGUUGCUGCCACCAAGACAGCUCAACAAGGUAGCUCCCCGAGGGCUUACGGACAGCCACCAGGAUCAUCUGCUAUCUCCAGUGGACCCAUGAGCUACUACUCUAAAAUGCAAGGACAAGGCCCUCCGAUGCUACCAAGUGAUAGUUUGCCUCUCUCCCAUUCUGGUAGAUCUAUGCCCCCGGGCCCUUCUACUCAGUCCAUGCCAGCAACAGCUGGUGGCAAGAUGUGCUCCAAGUGUCGAGUGAGACAAGCUAACCCAGGGAAGAGCUGGUGUGACCAGUGCUAUAUGCAGUCACAGAUGAACUCUUAAUUGGACAAUGUAUAAUAGUCUACAUCACACAUGUUUUGUAUAGAAAAACAGUAACUGUAAUUAAAAAAUGUCUAUUUUGCUAUUUUUCCUUCACCGUCCUUUUGGUACACAAUAAUACAUUUUGGAAGG
This is a messenger RNA of Halichondria panicea, 1051 nucleotides long. RefSeq lists its product as uncharacterized. NCBI's taxonomy places the organism in Eukaryota, Metazoa, Porifera, Demospongiae, Suberitida, Halichondriidae. The record is from RefSeq and is a predicted model, not a curated record. Bases 92 to 922 code for a protein of 276 amino acids. The transcript has 3 exons.